Molecule: messenger RNA, 1744 nt
Organism: Homalodisca vitripennis (glassy-winged sharpshooter)
Lineage: Eukaryota; Metazoa; Arthropoda; Insecta; Hemiptera; Cicadellidae
Product: putative peptidyl-prolyl cis-trans isomerase dodo
Exons: 3
Coding region: 175-654 (159 amino acids)
Cellular component (GO): nucleus; cytosol
Molecular function (GO): peptidyl-prolyl cis-trans isomerase activity; protein binding
Source: RefSeq, a predicted model, not a curated record
UCAGUAAUCGAGUUUUCCAAAAUAAGAAUGACCAUUGGUUUGGAAUACAAUUCAGGGUGCAUGAGAUUAUAGGAAUAGAAUGGGUGUUUGUUGACUAAGUUGAUGCUAGACGCUAUUGCUAUUAAACUUUAAGCUGAAUAACUUAUUAAUCAUUUAUUUUAUUCGGAAUUUAUCAUGGGUGAUGAAUCGUUACCUUCUGGGUGGGAAAAAAGGAUGAGCCGAUCUACUGGCCAGCACUACUACUUGAAUGUCUACACCAAGGAGUCUCAAUGGGACAAGCCAGAGAAGCCAGCAGAGCCAGUUUCCAGUGGAGGUCCAGAGCAAGUUCAGUGCAGCCAUUUAUUGGUCAAGCACCAGAACUCUAGGCGUCCGUCUUCCUGGCGUGAGGACAACAUCACUCGCUCUUCAGAGGAGGCUCUACAACUUGUCAAAUCAUAUAGAGAACAGAUUGUAAGUGGAAGAGCUUCGUUUGCUGAGCUUGCUCAGAAAUACUCGGACUGCAGCUCGGCCAAGCGAGGUGGAGACUUGGGUCCAUUCGGUCACGGAGCAAUGCAAAAACCCUUUGAACAGGCUGCAUUCGCUCUCAAGAUCGGAGAACUUAGCGAACCAGUCCAUACAGAUUCUGGGGUUCAUAUAAUUCUCCGAACAGCUUAAACUAUGCUAGUAAUAAUUAUCUUUUGGACAUUCAUAAGGAAAUACAAAAUAUUUCUAUUUUAAAAUAAUUGGAAUUAGAUUAUUUCGUAAACUAUUGGUUUUGCAUGGUGGAUUUUGUUAUUUAUUUAGUUACAUUAGAAUAAGCUGAGUUUUGCAUGAUGGAUUUUAUUUAUUUAAUUACAUUAGAACAAGCUGAGUUUAGCUGUAUUCUCACGAAAAAAGUUAUAGCUAUGUUUUAGGUUGUAUAUUUUCUUAUUGCAUGUAUAUGUUUCUUUGCAUUUAAUUUUUAUCUAUUUUGAUUUUGUGGAAUUGUGUAAAUUUCAACAUAAAAACACGUUUUUGGUUUUUCAUUGAUAAUAUUUAUUUUAAACACCUUAAAUUUACUCUUUUCUUAUGUAUUACAUUACAUGGGAAAUGAAAUAACAUAGAUUAAACUAUUGUUCAUCUAACACUUAGUCCCUAUAAUAGUAGACUUAUGAUGUAAUGCAUUAAAUAAUAAUAAUAAAUAAAUAAUAUCACUGUAAUAAAAGAAUAAUUGUUAACCAAGUUCUAAAAUUAAACUCCUGCAAAAAUUUAAAUUUAUUACAAUUUUCAUUUUAUAUUAUAUUGUUUUGGUCUUAUCUUGUUUUUAUUUUAAAAUAUAGUAUUUGUGUAAAUAGCUUUAAGAACACCAAUAAUUCUUAUAGUUGGUAACAACUUGCCUUAGAGCCGUUUUCCCAAUUUUAGUAAGCUUUUCUCAAUCCAUUUCUUCCAUUUGCACUUCAAUCUCGUAAAUUUAUUGUAAGAAUGUCAUAAUUAAUUAAUAAAUGUGUAUAAUUAGCAUAAUUUAAAAUGUACAUUUCAAUGUUUGUGGUGUCUUAUUGAUAUAUGUGUGUGGUACAUAAUAAUGAUAAUGUACAAAUUUAUGGAAGUCAGUCAGUUUAACCUAGUAAAUUUAACUGUUUUAGGUUUAUAAAAGUUUAGUUUCAAACAUUUUAUAUAAAAGGAUUUCAUAACAGUAUUUUUUCAUUAACAUUAAAUUAUAUCAAAUGUUAAUGAAAUUUGAGAUGAAUACAACAAUAAUGAUUAAUACCACAAUCUUACAAAAGUA